AUGUCGGUCUCCCUUAAUCCCGGCAUAAAUGCCAACUGUUAUUCGUCCAUCAGUUCACAGGAAAUCGCGGAUGAGGAGGGACUGCAGCAUGCCAGCAAAAGCUGGGCCCGAAGAAAUCACAUCUUUCUCAUAGAAACAGCGCUUUUCACCAACGUUUUCCUGUCGGGAUUCGAUAGCACGAUCACAGCGUCGAUAUACCAACUCAUUGGUAAUGAGUUUGAAGACGUGAAAAUUGCCAGCUGGAUUACCACCGCCUAUUUAGUAACAUGCACUUCGUUUCAGCCCCUGUACGGCUCCUUUUCCGACAUCCUUGGAAGGCGUAACUGUAUGUUUUUCGCCAACGGCAUUUUCGCCCUCGGCUGUCUCGGUUGCGGUUUGUCAACCAACUUGGUCACCCUCAUCUUCAUGCGUGCCAUUACAGGCGUAGGUGGUGGUGGAUUAAUCACCCUUUCAACUAUUGUAAAUUCGGACAUCAUCAGCCCCGACAAGCGGGGUAUCUACCAGUCAUUUCAAAAUAUCCUCGUGGGCACUGGCGCUGUCGUGGGAGCCUCCAGCGGGGGAGCAAUUGCUGCAAAAUUUGGUUGGAAAUGGUGUUUCCUGAUCCAGGUGCCAAUCUCCGUUGCAGGAACCGUGAUGACAUAUUUGUUUGUGGAGAAUCAGCAAACGCCACAAGAUCAAUGCGCAAGCACCAAUAAAUGGAGACAAAUAGAUUUCAGCGGCGCGAUACUCCUGACUCUGGGUCUCACUAGUCAAUUGAUAUUUUUGACGGUAGCAGGCUCCACAGCAGGUGAAGGCUUCCCUUUCAUUGAUUUAAAAUCGUUGGGAUUCUUGCUUGUAAGCAUUGCGUCCUUGGUAGUUUUUGCUCGAGUCGAGAAAAAUACGUCAGCCAAUGCAAUCAUUCCUCACCAUCUCUUGGAUGGAAAUUCUCGAAGCAUUUUGAUCAUCGGCUUUUUCGUUGGGUUCGUUGCAUACGCUUAUUUGUUUACUCUCCCGCUUUAUUUCCAGGUGGUUGGAGGCGAUUCUGCUGCUCAAGCUGGACUAAGACUUGCAAUCCCGUCUUUCUGUACCCCGAUUGGUGGGUUGAUCAUGGGGAUCGCAAUGAAAGAUACAAGCCGUCUGCCCGCCUUGCUGACUUCGGGAAUUUCACUCAUGCUCUUGGGUAAUUUGUGCUUCCUUUUCAUCAAUAAAUCAACCCCCGGCUGGUUGAAUUUCGUGUUGUUGAUUCCUGCAAAUAUUGGCCAAGGUAUAACAUUCCCAUCCACUUUAUUCUCAUUUCUCUUUGCGUUCUCUAUAAGAAAGCAAGCCACUGCCACCGCUGCGUUAUACCUUUUCAGAAGUAUUGGUUGUGUAUGGGGGGUGGCAGGCACCUCCAGUCUCGUUCAGGUCCUGGUGAGCCGAAGCUUGAAAAAGCACCUGAAAGGAAUAAUAUCCGAUGACGAUAUAAGUCAUCUACUCUCAAAAUUGAAACAAAACACGUCUCUCAUAAAAAGUUUAAGUCCAAAGGUGCAAGAUGUUGUAAUAAAGAGCUAUGCGUUUAGCAUCCGAAGCGUGUUUGCCUUGACAGUCGUGCUCAGUUUAAUAGCCCUCAUUCUCUCCAUUCUGACAAAAGUAAAAUCCAGUGAGCAGGAGGUGCGAAGCCUUGCAGCAUUAGAGCGCCGCAUUAGUUUUUGA
Lachancea nothofagi CBS 11611 is the source of this 1671-nucleotide messenger RNA. NCBI's taxonomy places the organism in Eukaryota, Fungi, Ascomycota, Saccharomycetes, Saccharomycetales, Saccharomycetaceae. The record is from the annotation of a GenBank genome assembly.